AUGAAGAAGAAGUUCGCCGGGAGAGCGACGCACGGGAUCAUCGCGUCUGUAUGGGCGUUCAGCGCGUUCUGGACCCUCCCGCCGCUCUUCGGGCUUUGGUCCCGGUACGGCCCCGAGCCGUUUCACACGUCGUGCUCCGUCGAUUGGCACGAUGGCAGCCUGUCUGCCAUCAUCUACAUCGUCUGUCUUCUCCUUGGCCGUGCAGCUUGCAUCACCUUCUGCUACCUGUUGCCGAUUGUCUUGGUGGUCACCCUGUAUACGAUCCUGUUGCGCCACGUGAUGCGAUACCACCCGACCGUCAUCGGCUCGGGGGGGAUGUCCGUGGGGGAGGAGUCCGUUGGGUCCUGCGGCGACUGCCUCCACCUGAAGCCCAUGGAGCGCCACCUGCUCAAGAGUAAGAUAUGGGGUAAAACGAGCAAAAUGAGAAGAAAACUGGAGUUAGUGCUCGCCUUUUACGAAGAGAGUAUUCAAAAUCAGAGGAGGCUGGUCCCUCUAUCCGGAACGAUGCAGAGGGAAGACGUGGACAGGAAAGUCACGGAGAUGCGCUUCCCGGUGGAGCGAUCCGGAGGAUGUGAGGAGGUUGAGGGAAUGCGAAGGGAACUGCUUUGGAUUGUCGUGUUGCGCGGUCGUCGGGGUUCGCCGGCGGCUGCAGCCUCUUUGGCCAUCUUAGACGUCUUUCGCUUGAAUCUCCUCAAUCGUCUGGUGGAGGCCUCGGAAUGGACUCACAAAGAGCAUCAAACCAAAUGA
This is a messenger RNA of Darwinula stevensoni, 747 nucleotides long. The record is from the annotation of a GenBank genome assembly. NCBI's taxonomy places the organism in Eukaryota, Metazoa, Arthropoda, Ostracoda, Podocopida, Darwinulidae.